CCACCACGCUCAUCGCACACACCGCAGCCGGCAUCAUGAGCAACCUCUGCUGAACAGGCUCGCGCUACUCAUCCCACACAGGACUGCUGGUCGCGUCCCAGCCUCCUCGUCCAGCAUGGCGGGACUUGCUGAGCGAGAGGGAGGCGUACACCAUCACCACAAAGACGCUUACUCAGAGGAGAACCCGAUCCCUUCCAUUCAACGCUUCCUCACCAGGGGUUUCAGCUCCGUCAAGGCUCAAGGCAGGCAUAGCGAAGAAGAGGUGGACAGUGAGGAUUAUAGCGACGAAGACGCAAAGCAGUCCCCCAAAUCGCCUUCGGCGCGUAAAUCCAAAACAGGUCACAAAGACGAGGCAGUGCAUGACGAUGACCGUCCUCCAGAGGAGCGGGCCAAGGACAAGCCAGGAAAGCGGAGAGGAACAGCUGAGCAUGUCACAGAUCCCAUCACAGAGCGGAAUGUCAAGGUGCGCGAUGUGAGGAAGAAAGAUUUCGCAAGAGCUAUGAACAAUGAGGAGGAAAGGGAAGCUGGGAGAAUGACUGCGGAAGAAGGCUACAAGACCCGUAACGCUGCAGCAGAGCCGUUUCCUCCUCUCGAGCCGAUGCCUACCUCUUUCUGGCAGAUACAUCCGGUAUUACUCCCGCUCUGGCUGUGCUGGGCCGGGGCCCUCAUCCUCUUGGCCCGGUCCUUCUUGGGCACCAUCCUCGUCUUGUCCAAUGCUCUCAUAGGCUACUGGGCCUUCCGACAUGUCAGACUCGGCGCCGACGAUAGACGCUGGGCGCGCGAAGUCAAGCGAGGAGAAGACUUUCGGAGUCCUCAUCAGAACGGCAAGAGCGUAGAGGAAGCAUCCUCGCCCUCGUCGGGAGAAAAGGAAGGCGCUGAAUGGCUCAAUAUGAUAUUGCAGGGACUCUGGGAGGUCAUCGACCCAGCCAUCUUUGACACCAUGGCCGGCACAUUAGAAGACGUAAUGCAGGCUUCUGCGCCUAGCUUUAUCCAUGGUAUCAAGGUGAGCGAAGUUGCUCAUGGCAAGACUCCGGUCCGCUUUGCUGGAAUCAAGAUACUGCCCGAUAGGGAGGCGGAGCAUGUGGUACCAAAAUCAGACGGCAAGGACUCGAAGGACGCUGGUACCUUCUCAGGCACUCACAUCAAUCUCGAGAUGUCAGUAAUCUAUCACGCUUCUUCAACGGCUAGGAUCUCAACCUCCUUCCACAACAAUGCGAGACUAAUGAUGUCGUUCUGGCUGGGCAUCAAGAAAGUGGCGACAGUGCCUCUCCCGGUCUGGGUUGAGAUUUUGGGUUUCGUCGGGACUGCCAGGGCUCGUUUGCAGCUCACCCCGGAGGCGCCCUUCGUAAAGAAUGUGACCUUCACAUUCAUGGGGCUGCCGAGAGUUCACGUCGAGGUCGUUCCAAUGCGGAUCAAUCUCUCCAAUAUCCCGCUUCUGUCCGGCUUCGUACAAAGCUCAAUAGAUGCUGCGCUUGCAGAGUAUUGUGCUCCGUCCAGUCUCACCAUGGAUCUUGGUGAGAUCUUGAUGGGAGACUCGAUCAAGCGGGAAGUCAAUGCUUUGGGUGUCAUCGUAGUGUGGAUUCAUUCUGCCUCUGACCUGGAGAAGCAAGAUCGAAACGGUUCAUCUGACCCGUACAUCACCAUCAGCUACUCUCGUCUGGGUAAAAUUAGCUACGCGACAAGGGUGGCGCUCGAUGAUCUCAAUCCCAUCUGGGAGGAGAGACAUGUAAUGCUGCUCAACGCUGAGGCCAUCAGAGCCAAGGAAAGGCUCUCGCUCGCAUUGUACGACAGUGAUCGCCUGACCGCAGAUGAUAUCCUGGGGCGAAUCGAAGUCGACCUGCUUCCACUUCUCCGGCACCCUGGAAAGGUGUUCAGGAGGAAUGACUCAUUGAUGGGUCUGAGCAACGAGCACAAGAAGCAGGGCCAGCUGUCGUGGUCUAUUGCCUUCUUUCGCAAGAUCGCCAAUGAAACAGAGGCCGCGACAAGAAACCUGGCUGGAGAGGGAGGUGAACCUUCCAGCCACGAUAGUGAGGGAGGCGCCGAAGAACCAGCACCAUCUGGGCAGGAGAAGGAGGAGAUGAACGACGACCCUCUCGGAGCUAUUGACGAUGACACCUCGCCAACGGAGAUUUUGCAAAAGCUCGACGCAGCCGAGUCCGCAAAGCAGACCCGCAAUCAACAUUCGAAGGCCGAGAUCCACGCCCCCGUGGACUCUCUGCCCAGCGGAGUGCUUUCUAUACAGGUCCACAACAUCCUCGAUCUCAGCUAUGCCGACUCACAGCAGCGCAACAAGACGCGCGGCUCAUCUUCAGCGUCUGGUGGCCAGGCUGGCUCGUCUGGGCAGCUCAUCGACGAGGUAGAAGACGGGAAUGAGCAGCCGGACGCUCCCAGUCCCUAUCUGUCGAUCGUGGUCAACGAUCAGACGGCUAUGAUCUCAAGGAUAAAGGCCCUAUCGCAUGCACCUUUCUUCAACAUUGGGACCGAGCGCUUCAUUCGAGACUGGCGACGGUGCAGUCUGAUGAUCGUUGUGAGGGACAGGCGCUUGCGGGAAUCAGAUCCCAUCCUCGGUAUCAUCGCCCUCGAUCUCAAGGAGCUCUUCACGGAAAGGAACACUUCGCAGGUCACGCAGUACUUCCCCAUGGGGGGCGGCAUCGGACACGGCUCAGUGAGAAUCUCUGUCUUGUUCCGCCCGGUGGAGGGAAUGCACCAAGGCAAAGAAAGCCUUGGCUUUGACAUUGGGACGAUGAGGAUACGUUCUGCCCCCACGGCUGUCGAGCUUGUGGACAGCACGCUCAAUCGUGCCUCAGUACACGUUCGCACCCUGGUCGGCCAGGUCAAGAUAUCCUCCAGACGUGCCCACAGCAGUGGUGAAGGAGACAUCGAGUGGCCUUUGCCUUCCUCGGAGCCAUACCUAAGGAUACCCGCUCGGCGAAGGUACUGCGCGCCGUUCCUCUUCGAAUUCCGCAAGUUGAAUGCUCUCGGGCGAAAGCCGAUUGUAGCUGCGGCCGGCAUGUGGAUGCAGGACUUGCCAGACGACGAGGAGAUUCACCUCUCCUUGCCCAUCUUCAAGGGUGCACCAGACCUGCAUCGCUUUCUCCAGAACUACCACGACUAUCGUCGUCCAGCAGAAGAAGUCGAAGAGGCAUUUUCAGUCAAGAAGAUUGGAGUAUUAAAGGUGUCUGUUCAAUUCAAGAGCGGCAUCGGUAAAGCACAUCGCAACGUCAAGGGUCACCCCGAUUCCGUCGCCGUGUACGAAGCAUGGGAAGCCUGCGUCGCUGCUGGAUUGAGGUCGGCACAGGGCGACUUCACGGCACACGAGAUCGGAAGUGCAGUGAAUGUCAAUGAUGGAGACCUUAACAGCUCGGGAGAGUCAGAAGACGAAGGCAUCUCUCACGAGAGCAGGGAAGCGGCAGAAGCUCGCAGCUUCGAAGAGCUUUCAGGUAGCGAAGACGACGAGGAGACGGCAGGAAGGGGACACUCCUCCGGAGAAGAAGACGGGGAUGGUGAGAGAGAUGGCACGACCAUGGGUGGCAAGUUCAGGGCUUGGCGCGAGGAGACAAAGGAGCGACACAGACUACAUCAAGGGGUCAAAUCGCACAAGGUUGCUCGGACGGCCUCGUGGCUGGUACAUUCGGCUCAUGAAGGAGGUCACAGGAUCAAGACGUCGCUGAAGGUGUCUGAACGAGGGAAGCAUCAGGUUGAUACGGAGAUGUAGCUGCACGAAGGGGGGCAACAGAGAUCGUGGAGGAGACACAGCAGUGAGCAACGGAUCUGCAUGUAGUAUAGCGCACAGCAUCAUUUAUCCAGCGACAGGGACCAGCAUGACUUUCAUGACUGUGGCCCAAGGAAUAGCAACAAUCAGCCUAUCUGCACAGC
Molecule: messenger RNA, 3876 nt
Organism: Microstroma glucosiphilum
Lineage: Eukaryota; Fungi; Basidiomycota; Exobasidiomycetes; Microstromatales; Microstromataceae
Exons: 1
Coding region: 116-3715 (1199 amino acids)
Molecular function (GO): lipid binding
Source: RefSeq, a predicted model, not a curated record